AUGGGAUUCAAAUUUCAUUAUAAUCAAGUUCUCUGCCUCCUCUUCUUGUUCUUGUAUGCUGAUUUUGAAGUCAAUCCAACAGUCAUAUGCAAUCCCAAAGAGAGUCUUGCCUUGCUCCAAUUUAACAACACCAAUGCAUUUAAUCUUACUGUGUCUACUUAUCCUAAAGAAGUUUGUACUCCUCAGACACUCUCUUGGGUGGAGGGUACAGAUUGCUGCUUUUGGAAAGGAGUAACAUGUGAUAAUGUAACAGGUAAUGUAAUUGGCUUGGACCUCAGUUCCAGUUGUUUGAGCGGUACCAUCCUCGACAACAACACUCUCUUCCAACUUUCCCACCUUCAAUGGCUCAAUCUUGAUUAUAAUUUUUUUGAAGUUUCCCCAAUGUCAUCUGUGUUUGGUUUGUUAAGAGAUUUGACGCAUCUUAACCUUUCUACUUCUGGAUUUUCUGGCCUAGUACCUUCUGAAAUAUCUCACCUAUCCAAAUUGGUUUCACUUGAUCUUAGUGAUAACCUUCAAUCCCGCUCGCUGAGAUUUGAGCCACAAAAUUUCGCGUUGCUGGUGCAAAAUCUUACAAAAUUAAGUGUUUUUUGUCUUACUGGUGUUGAUAUGUCUUUAGUAUCUCCUGUUUUGUUAUCGAAAUUAUCUUCUUCGAUUUCAACUCUCUCACUCGACGACACUACAAUGCAUGGGAAAACCCCAGCUAAUGUUUUUCGCCUACCAAACCUUCACAUACUCCGUUUAUCUUAUAACAGCGAUCUAACGGGGUUUUUUCCGCAGUCCAAUUGGAGCAGUCCACUUAGGUUGUUGGAUCUCUCUUACACAAGUUUCAAAGGAGAAAUACCACAUUCAAUUGGAAACUUAAAAUUCUUGGAAGGAAUAUUUCUUUCAAAUUGUUCUUUCACAGGGCCAAUUCCAGCAUCAUUUGGGAACCUCACUCAACUCACCGCUUUGUGCCUCGAUGAAAAUGCUUUAACCGAUCAAGUCCCAUCAUCAAUAUCAAAGCUAGAGCAGCUUACCCAUAUACAGCUUUCAUGGAACUCGUUGGCAGGUCAGAUUCCAAAUUUUGGUAACCUUAGUAAGCUGACAUUUUUAAGCCUUUCACGGAAUAAUUUUAGUGGUCCUCUCCCUUAUCAUGUGAGUCGUCUUCCGUAUUUAACUGACAUAGACUUGUCUCAUAACUUUCUCAGCGGUAAAGUACCACCGGAGUUGUUCAGUUUGCCAUCUUUGGAGAGUUUAGUACUCAGUGAUAAUACAUUCUCCGCUCCUAUUGACCAAUUCGAGCCGUCUAAUUCAUUGUCUGAUGUUGAUUUGAGUAAUAAUAAGAUAAGUGGCUUAAUUCCAAGUUCCAUGUUUAAACUUGAGAAACUCACUUCUCUUGAUCUUUCAUCAAAUAACUUCAGUGGCACUCUCCAAUUGGACAUAUUACUACAACCGACAUACCUUCAGCAGAUUUCUCUUUCAUAUAAUAGCCUAUUAUCAUUAAGUUCCAACAACCGUGUCAAAAAUACCUCAUCCAUUCUUAAAUCAUUCGAAAUGUCUUCUUGCAACAUAAGUGAAUUCCCGAGUAACUUGAGAACCUUAGAGAAUUUGUUGUAUUUAGAUCUUUCCAACAAUAACAUUCGCGGUAGGAUUUUGAAAUCUGAGUCGAGAGGAUUUAAGAAUUUGUUUUCUCUGAAUCUUGCCAACAAUUUCCUGACAUAUAUAGAGGACCACCCUUGGAGAGAUAUUCAAAUUCUUGAUCUUUCAAACAACAUGCUCCAAGGAUCACUUUUGGCUCCACCACCUGGAACACAUAUUUUCCUAGUUUCUAAUAAUAACUUGACUGGGUUGAUUCCUCCAUCUAUUUGCAAUUUGAGUUCCCUUGUGUAUCUUUCCUUGUCUAAUAACAGUUUGAAUGGAAGAAUUCCACAAUGUUUGUGGAGCAUUGUGCUUGUUUUGAUGCACCUGCAGCAGAAUAAUCUUCAUGGUAGCAUUCCCGAUACAUUUGCAAAGGGAAGUUCGUUGGUGAGUCUUGAUCUACAUGGUAAUGAGUUGGAAGGGCGUUUGCCUAGAUCCUUGGUAAAUUGCAGCCCACUGGAGGUUAUGAAUGUAGGAAAUAACAAGAUAAGUGAUAUAUUUCCUUAUUGGUUUGGAACUCUUUGGAAUCUGAAAGUUAUUGUCUUGAGGUCUAAUAGAUUUUAUAUGGUCCCAUACAGGAUUCCAAAACUUAAUUUGAUCUCUCCAACUUGCAGAUUCUAG
Pistacia vera is the source of this 2238-nucleotide messenger RNA. RefSeq names its product receptor-like protein 6. Gene Ontology annotation, molecular function: protein binding. The transcript has a single exon. The record is from RefSeq and is a predicted model, not a curated record. The coding region runs from base 1 to 2238 and encodes 745 amino acids. NCBI's taxonomy places the organism in Eukaryota, Viridiplantae, Streptophyta, Magnoliopsida, Sapindales, Anacardiaceae.